CUGUAACCCAAGAGAUUUCUACCUAUUUGGACCCCUAUAUCUCCGGGUCCCCUCUUCCCCUCCCCCCUCUCGCUGCUACCUCCCUCCCCACUCAUAUCACGCGGGUGGAUGUAGAGCUUUAGUAGUCGGCUGCCUGGGGGAUUUGGGGAUGGGUCUGCGAAGCUAAACAGGGCAGCGCUAGAGACCCAGCUAUAAAAGGCUGGUUGGUGCAGACAGAGACCAGACAGACUGGGAGGGUGUCCCUAAGUCCUCUCAACCCUGCCCUGGGGACUCUGGGGGAGGGGAGGGGCGGGGAGUAAAGGUGGUGGCGAUGCUAUUAAACAAGGCUCACUGGGGUUCGAUAAGUGCAGUGGCUGGUGCAAUAGACCCCCUGGGACCCCACAGGCGAGCAAGACACCCCGCCCCGACAGUAUCUAUUCCUGCCCCACCCCCGCGCUCCCCCCUGCUACAGGCUCCCAGGGCCCAGCGGUCUGCCAAUAGCCCGAGGAGGUGAGGACCGACUAUUCAGCUCGCUGACUCCACUACUCCGUAAUUUCCAGCUCCCCUCCCUUCUCCCCUCCCGCUGCCCGGGUCAACCACACACUGGGCUCCCAGCUUGCCCCUGGCCCCCUCGCAGCCGCUGAGGGGUUAAGAGGGAUGAACUGGAUAACUACUUUCCAAUGGCCUCCUCUUCCUCCCUGGAACUAAGGACCCUUGGCAAUGGGCCCAGGCCCCCCAAGCAAACACUCUCACAAUGGACAUCAGCUCCAGAAGGGAAGCCUGGCCCCUCGGCCCUGCAGAGAGAGGGAAUCGAGAAUACUUGCUUUUCCGAGGAGGAGGAGGAACAAGAGACCUGUUUCAAGAACCAACAGGAGGCAAUGCCUGGCAGCUCAUCCAGUCCACACCGGGAUGGCACCUCACACCCCCGUUCCCAGAGGGACGACCUUUCUCCAAGGUCAGAAGAGGGCCUGGGGGCCGAGACUGCAAGCCACUCAGUGGACUAUGGUUUCAUCUUUGCCUUGGUCUUCUUGGUGAGUGGAAUCCUCUUGGUGGUGGUAGCCUAUGCUAUACCCCGGGAAGCCAGGGUCAACCCAGAUACAGUUUCAGCCCGGGAAAUGGAGAGGUUGGAGAUGUAUUAUGCCCGCCUGGGCUCCCACUUGGACAAGUGUAUCAUUGCUGGCUUGGGCCUCCUCACCCUGGGGGGCAUGCUGCUGUCCAUCCUGUUGAUGGUGUCCCUUGUCAAAGGGGAACUCUACCGGAGGAGGAACUUGGCUGUAUCAAGGGGCCCUCGGAAAACUUAUGGUUCUAUAAACUUGAGGAUGAGGCAACUUAAUGGAGAUGGGGCUCAGGCCCUGGUGGAAAAUGAGGUCAUCCAGGUGACAGAGACUCACCCAAUCCAUCCAGGGACCUUCCCUCCCUCAAGUAUGUGUGAUGGCACGGCCUGUGGGUAGCACAGUUGCUACUGGGGGGAGUAAGGGACAAACUGAUAGGACAGAUUUGCUGGUUCUGUCAGUGUUUAAACCCCAUCUUUACUCCCUUUGGAGAAGAUUAUUUAUGUGGACAACUGGUCCUGGAAGCUCAAGAAAAGCAAAGCUUUCAGAUUCUGGGUGGGGCUGGAGGAUAUUCUGAGGCAAUGAAAGGUAUCAUCAACAAGCUCAUUCAUGCUUAGGGUCACAAUCAGUCCAAUGGUAUUUCACUACCAGAUGAUUUCCAAGUGUGAUUCAGUGGAAAAGAACUUCAAAGUGGCUAACAGUUACCUGUGCCAUACUCUAGGCUCCAUCCUCAUGGAAGAUGAUGACUUGUAACCAGCAGUUGCUUAAUCCUCUUACCCAGCUAUCCAAAGUGAGGCAGCCAUGAUCUCCUGGCCCACCCUUACAGCAUAAAAAGCACAGGGUGGCCUUAUUUCAGAUCUUAGGGUCUAAUUUUAUGCAGUGAAAUAAGCAGUGAUUUCUUAGCAAUAGUGACUUCUUAGCAAAUAUUUCAGGGGCACAGACCUUUAAUACAAGGAGCAUGAUGUUUUGGGGGGCAUUUCUUGUGGUGAACAAGAGUUUUUCUUCUUGGCAAUACCCAUUAUGAUUCUAGGAGAAGAAAAGAAAGUUGGAUAUUGAAGUAUAAAUCCUCUCCAUACCAGCAAAAUGCCACUCUAGUUCCUUAAAGAGGGAAAAAAUGUUUUGGAAAUAUUUCCAGUAUCUAUCAAUUUAAGAGUUAAUCACACUCCCAUGCUCUGCACUUUUCAUACAGAAUUUCCCUUACCCUACUCCUACCUCCAGAUCCUUUCUGCUGAUUUUGGGAGAGAAUGACUCCAAAACUGAAAGGAACUGGAUCUUUGGAAAAAUUGAAAGUAUAUUGAGCUAGAAUGCAAGAGGCAUGCUCCUUUCUGAGCCUCUCUCAAAGGCAAAGGGCUGGAUAGAUGAAAAGCACAUUUUUUUUUGGGUAACAUGGAUAGCUUGAAGUUAGAUUUCCUGGAACUUGAAGGGUCUAGAGACAUCCUUUAGUCCAUCCAUUUUCUCCAAGCAGAAAUGCAUCCAUACUGACCCUCAAAUGAUGAAGGACCUAGAGAUGUCCUCUAGUCCUUCCCAAAGAUCUAUAAGAAAUAAAGGUGGUUCAUAAGGGAAUGGCUCUGACAGAUAAAAUAUAUAUAUAUAUAUAUACAUUUCUCUUUCUGGCUUAGGUUGUGGAGCAAGAGAUUAUUCACAGUCACAAAAUAUGAGAACUUGAAAGGGGGCUUUAUGGACCAACUACUCAAGUUCAGUUGGAUUUGGUUCUGAUAUGUAAAGUGGAUGUGGUUGACCAAGAAUGAUGCCCUGGGACAACAAAACUUUCUCCAAUGUAUAUGAGGUUUUAAAAUUUACAAUAGCAAGAGGGUUCCAAAUUCUAUCAUGACCAUGGGGUUUCAUCAAAUGCCAGUUUCUCCCUGGGUUCAACAUAGAUUGGUCAAAUCCCCCAAUUUACAGGAGUCCUAAGCUACAAUAGAAUGUGAAGUCAUUUUAACUCCUCAUGAAGGGAUAUAGACCUCUCAAUCCGACAAUAAAAAAUAAAAAUAACCAUCCCAACUGUAUGAAUUUCUGUGACAGUGAGACUUGCUUGGGGAAUAAACCUGUUAAAUCUAGAUUCAUCAAUUCAUAUCAAUUUAGCUGUGAUGAAAUGUGUUUAGGGGCUGUUUAAAGAUUAAAUCUGAGUCUUAGAGAUCUGCCUUGCAUCCUAUUGCAAAACUGCUUAAGAGAAAGCAUUUAAUGGAAUCAGGCAGUUACCUCAAAAAUAAUAAUAUAUAAUCCCUCACAUUUAGUUUGUGCUUGACUGUCACAAAGUAUUUUUACCUAUAUCUAAUUUUAUCCUCACAAUCCAUCUGUUAAUGGGUAGUGUGAGUACUAAGAGCCCCCUUUUAUUGAUAAAGAAAUUGAGGUUUAACAGAUAGGAGAGGCUGGAGAAUUCUAAGGUUCCAGCCUAUUGUCACCACCCUCCAGCUGUUUCCAUGAUAUGUCUAACGUGCUCAAAGUCAUUUGCCUGUGGGAGAUGGGAGGGGAAGAAGAGGAAGCCCCAUUGACACUGCUAGGGAAAGAACUAUGUUUUAAAGAAAACUAUAAAUUUUUUAAGUGGGUAGGAUCCUAGAAAUCAUCUAGAGUGAUUCCUUUCUUUUUAAAAAUUCAGAUCAACUUAAAAAAAAAAAACAAAAAAUGAAAAACAACCAAUACAACAUUAAAUGCCCACUAUGUUCAAGGUGGACAACUAGAUGGUGUGGCAGAUAGAAGGCUCAGCCUAGAGUUAGAAAGAUUCAUCCCCUUGAGAUCAAACCUAUCCUCAGACACUUAUUAGUUAUGCAGCCCUGACCAAAUCACUUAGCCCUAUUUGCCUCAGUUUCCUCAUUUGUAAAGUGAGCUGGAGAAGGAAAUGGCAAACUAGUACAUUAUCUUUUCCAAGAAAACUCCAAAUGAAGUCAUGAAGAAUUGGACAUGACUGAGAAGACUGAACAAGUGUUCAAGGCAUUCUGCUUUGAAUCUUGUAUCUAGGGGUACAAACAUUAAACAAACAUUAAAAUAGAAUUUUGAAUCAGAUUCUAGAGUUGGAGUCAGAAAGACCUGACUUCUAAUCCUAAUUAGAACCUAAGUUAACACUAAUUAAUUGUGUUUAUGGGCACUUAACUUAAUUUUCCUGAGCCUCAGUUUCCUCAUGCAUAAAGGGUGCCUAGCUACCUGACAACGUGGUGAAGAUCAAAUAUGUGGAAAACUCUUUUCACACCUUAAAGUAUUGUGCCAGUCCAUCAUCAUCAUCAUCAUCACAUUUUGUUGACUUAGAGAAAUUAAAUGACAAAGGUCACACAACUUGUGAUUAGCAGAGCCUAAUCACAGCAGAGCUGAAAUCUAUUCUUUUAUCUGCCAGGCAAGGGAAUGAUCUAUUACAAGCAGUUUUCAGAAGGUUAAUCUGGGAAUGGACCUUCUAGCACAAAAAUAAAAUAAGAAAUCAGAUGACUUUUCAUAAUUCCUGUGAAAACAAGUGAAUCUGUGGAAUGGUCUGUUCAGAAGUUUUUCUCACUGGGCUGAUUCACUAACAUUAUUUCCAGACUUCCCUUCCCUGUCCCCAGCCCCAGCUUCGACCACAGAGAACUCCUGCUGAACUUCUAAACCAUCUCUGCCUGUUGAAGGACUUUCCUUUCUUCUUUGAAUUCUUUCUUGACCCAGACCUAGAAUCCCCCAGGUGAAAGUAAUUUUCAGUCUAUGUUAGAAUUUCUCCAAGCACUCUUUCUUGACCCCUCUCCUCUCUCUUCCUUGGAUUACAGUUAUUUGUCUUUUCCACCUCCCCAAUAAGACUGUAAGCUCCUUGAGGGCAGUGUUUGUCCUUCAUGUUUUAGUAACCUUAGCCCCAAGUAUAAGGUAUCACCCCACAUACCAGACAUCCUUGUUUUAGAUGAGACUGCAAGUUCUUAUGUUUGAUAGAAGUUACUUAAUCCCUGACACUUCCUUUGGGCAAAGGAAGCUGAAUUUAUCUAGAGGAAGGGAGGGGGUGUCUUUUCUUUAUCUGAAUUGCCCAUGCUUGGGAUUUAGGACUACGGGGGAUUUUAGGGGUCAUCAAAUUCAAAGGAACAGAUUCAUAGAGGGAAAAUGAAGAACAUCGCAUAGGUACUAAGUGGUGGAGCCCAAAUUACCUCCAGGACCUUUGUCUCCAGAUCUGCCCUUUCUUAAUACAAAUAGCAGGUAUGUAACAUGUUUGUGGAAUUGAAUUUCUUUGUUCACUCUCCUCACCCCCACUAGGAAGAGUCUUGGGUUCACCUUGCAGUUGCCACCUCUACCAAACAUCUUUCUGGUACUCAGUGUAUCCCUUUCCCACUCAGUAGAUCUUAAAGGCUAAUGGGAAAGUGAGGGCCCAAGAAGCAGAAGGGACUAACUCACAACCACUGCUAAAUAAGUGUCUGGAGCUCUGCAGCUCAGAGCUCUCUCAUCCCCCUCUAAACUGCCUUUUAUUUUUUUAAACCUUACCUUUUAUCUUAGAAUCCAUACCAAGUAUUGGUUCCAAGGCAGAAGAGUGGUAAAGGCUAGGCAGUGGGGGUUAAAUGACUUGUUCAGGGUCACACAGUGCGGAAGUAUCUGAGGUCAAAUCGAACAAAGGACCUUCUGCCUCUCUGUCCAUUGAGGCAACUCCCUGUCCCUCUAAACUGGCUUUUAAUGGGUCCUCACCUAUUGUGUGAGGAUUCAAUUCCCUCUGGCCUCUUCUGAGUAUGAUUCUGACUCAAGUACAAUAAAGUAUUUUCUUUUUUUUUUUAAACCCA
Messenger RNA from Monodelphis domestica (gray short-tailed opossum), 5740 nucleotides. RefSeq names its product transmembrane protein 74B (gene TMEM74B). The record is from RefSeq and is a predicted model, not a curated record. NCBI's taxonomy places the organism in Eukaryota, Metazoa, Chordata, Mammalia, Didelphimorphia, Didelphidae.